Messenger RNA from Porites evermanni, 1722 nucleotides. The record is from the annotation of a GenBank genome assembly. NCBI's taxonomy places the organism in Eukaryota, Metazoa, Cnidaria, Anthozoa, Scleractinia, Poritidae.
AUGUUCGUUGUGUGGAGACUUUUUCUUCAAAGAGCCCAGCAGUCAUGUCUACAUCAAGUUAUGGUGUUUGACGUGUAUUACACUUUACAAGUGCUUACCGUCGGCUUAUCGUUUGUCAACGUUCUAGUUAUCAGUUUUGAUCGCCAUUAUGCCUUAGCCAGACCUCUGGAGUACAUUACUCGCGCCACUAAAACAGGUGGGUUGUUUGCAUAAGCAUUUGAUAAAUAAGGUCUCUUAGAAGAUAUGGGCAUUCACUGUAACUAUAGUGACUGGUAUAGUUACUGGUCUAAGAUUACGGCAUUGAAUCGCAUAGCGCUUUUGUAAAAUGCUUGGAUCUUCCGGCCAAGUUUAGUCAGCACCAACUGUUUGUAAAGUAGCCGAGAAAAGAAGGAUUAUCUGGAACGAAUAAUAAUUAUGUUAUCAUUCGAUCACCGAGUUCUUUUUUUAGUGCAUAAACUAAUGGAUUGGAAGUGAUCAGCCAUUUGCACGAAAGAGCGAUCGCAAGAAGGAGAAAAGCGUGGUAUCAUUUACGCAUGGGCAGAAUAUUAUUUUCAACCAAACACAGUUGGACGACAUUGCGCAUGAGUAGACCAUUAUUUGCAGUCAGUUAUUUGCAGGUCAAGUGUGAACUCUCGGCCAAUGAAAAGGAAGAAAGAUUUGCAUCGAAUGAUAAUUUAAUUUUCCAUCCUGUGGACAAUAACAAUGACUGACUGGCUGAUUAACUGAUGGCACGUAAUUAUCGGUUCCAGUGUUCUUAAUCAGGCCUUUACCAAGGCAAAUAUUGCAUCUACCUGACAAGUUUAUCAGUUUGCUAUUUUCCUUUAUAUGUUUCUUUUUUAGUCUCAUUCGAUGAAGUUUCCUGGAUACCUUACCAUAUUAGGUCUGUAAGCACCACCAGGUCGGAACGAGAUCGUCGACCAUAAAACAGUUGGUAUUGCGAGAAAAACGACUCGCCACGCGCAUCCUGGUAUAUUUCUUUAAUAUUUGCUGCCCAACUAUGACGUGAACCUUGUAAUGUGAAGUUACAUGGACGACGUCAAGACACGAGGACGAAUUUGUCUGCCUGUUUUUGAACAAAUUUCAUGCAGCUCGUUAGAAUUAAGCUCUAGGGAAACUGGCCUCCAUUUGAUAAAUUUAACGAGGCUAAAAAGGGAAUAGAGUGUGCGGAAAGAAUGUAAAUUCCUUUAAGUGAAAUUUCACUGCUUUUGCGUGGUAAUCAGUCUACAUGCAGCUUAUUAACUUUAUUUUUUUCGAUCCUGUUUUGCAGGAGCAGUUAAAGUUACCAUCUUCGCAAACAUAAUCUGGCUUUUUUUAACAAUCGUACUUCAAUUUACUUUGCCUCCUCUACCAGGCUUCAUUUUCGUGACUUCCUUUGGUGUGCUGUUUCUGAUUGUCCCCUCAGUCAAUUAUGUUAGAGCCCUACUCGCUAUUCGUCAUCAUAACGCUCAGCUGGGUGAUGAAGUUACGCUACAGAUGUCAAUAAUAUUGCAGCGCGAGAAGAGAGUUGCACUUGACAUGUGCAUUGUCACCGGCUUGCUGUUUGCUUCUCUCUCACCAGCUCUUUCCAUGUCAACUGUUCAAAAGCGAUAUCCUCGACUACACUCCAUUCUGCUCCCUUGGAGUUUGACAAUGUCGUUUAUUCCGUCCGCUGCGAAUCCACUCAUUUACGUUUUACGUAAUAAGAAAAUAAGAAAUGCCUUUAAAUCUAUUAUCAACAUGUAA